Frankliniella occidentalis (western flower thrips) is the source of this 1407-nucleotide messenger RNA. Its product is annotated as cuticle protein-like. The transcript has 2 exons. Gene Ontology annotation, cellular component: extracellular matrix. NCBI's taxonomy places the organism in Eukaryota, Metazoa, Arthropoda, Insecta, Thysanoptera, Thripidae. The record is from RefSeq and is a predicted model, not a curated record. Bases 148 to 1122 code for a protein of 324 amino acids.
CAGUCCGGCUGUAUAUAAGCCUUGGUCAGCGCACGUCCAAUGUCCAGUUCGAACACAAAGUGCGCGCGCGAGUUGUGAGUGUGUGUGUGUGUGUUGUGUGAUUGUGUGUGUGAAAUUUUUUUCUGAAGCACCCCCAAAAAAUCGAAGAUGGCUUUCAAGCACGCGUGCGUCCUCUUCCUGGCCGUAGCAGCUGUGAACGCGGGCGUCAUUGGUUACGGUGCCGCCCCCGCCGCAGUUGUCAAGACGGUUGCCGCCGCCCCAGAGCCCUACGACCCCCACCCUGAGUACUCAUACAACUACGGCGUCCACGACGGCCACACUGGAGACAUCAAGGACGCCCAAGAGACGCGAUCUGGUGACCAUGUGGUGGGCCAGUACUCCCUCGUCGAGCCCGACGGCACCAAGCGUAUCGUCGACUACACUGCUGAUGACGUCAAUGGCUUCAACGCGGUUGUCCGCAAGGAAGGUGUCGCAGUCCACGCUGCACCGGUUGUAAAGACCGCGAUUGCCGCCCCUGCUGUCUCCUACGCCCCCGCCCCCGCCGUGUCCUACGCUGCUGCCCCCGCCGUGUCCUACGCUGCUGCGCCCGCAGUCGUUAAGUCCUACGCCGCUGCCCCUGCCGUGUCCUACGCCGCCGCCCCCACCGUGUCCUACGCUGCUGCGCCCGCCGUUGUUAAGUCCUACGCGGCCGCCCCUGCCUUGUCAUACGCCGCUGCCCCCGCCGUGUCCUACGCCACUGCCCCCGCAGUCGUUAAGUCCUACGCCGCUGCACCCGCACUGUCGUACGCCGCCGCCCCCGCCUUGUCCUACGCUGCUGCACCAGCCGUCAGCUACGCCGCCCCUGCGGUGGUUAAGACCGCCGUUGCCGCCCCCGCAUCCGCGUCCUCCGCGGCCCCCGCCGUUUCCUCCUCGUACAUAAGCCAGGCCAGCUCCAUCGGCUACGCCAAGGCUAUCGCCCCCUCUGUGAGCUACGCUGCCGCCCCAGCCGUGAGCUACGCCGCUGCCCCCGCUGUGAGCUUCGGCGCGCCUGCGGUCAGCUACGGCGCAUCUUCCGCCCUUUCUUAUGGCGCGGCUCUGGCUGACCCCAACUGCCGCUACGGCCACGGCGCCGCCUUGUACUAAGUGUCAACCGGAUCGACCCCAGGCACGAGCACCCCGCUGUACAUAGAGAAGGCUGAACGAUGCCACCGCUACGACCUGGGAAGGAACCUUGAAAAAUGAAACUUGAAAAAAAAAAUCAUGUCAUUUCAUUAUCUGUCGCAGAAUGAUCUUCACCAACACACAUCAACCAUCGCACCGCGUUAUCAUAUUGCUAACGCCCUAGGGCCCAUAUUUGUCAGAAUACUGUAUUUAUUUAUUUAUUCUGUCACGUAAUUUAUCAGGGUAAAAUAAAAAAGUAUAAAACAA